This is a messenger RNA of Ornithorhynchus anatinus (platypus), 3723 nucleotides long. RefSeq names its product interferon-induced GTP-binding protein Mx1. Gene Ontology annotation, molecular function: microtubule binding; GTP binding; GTPase activity. Gene Ontology annotation, biological process: defense response to virus. The transcript is spliced from 13 exons. The record is from RefSeq and is a predicted model, not a curated record. Lineage: Eukaryota; Metazoa; Chordata; Mammalia; Monotremata; Ornithorhynchidae. The coding region runs from base 510 to 2639 and encodes 709 amino acids. Gene Ontology annotation, cellular component: cytoplasm; microtubule; membrane.
UGGCACAUAGUAAGUGCUUAACAAUUACCAUAAUUAUUAUUAAGCCACCUUCAAUACAGGGGCUAAGCCAUGGGCCCCUCGUCUUCCUCUAUGGAGUGGGCUCCCCUGUCUGCAAUCAUUUUUUUCUUACAAAAAGGGUCCUAGAAUUUUUCAUCUGCUGGACCAGGCCUGGCUGUGAGGUUGAGGUGAGCCCAAGAUGCGUCGAUAACAUUCGGUUCUGGAGAUGUAAAUGGGGGAGCUCUGGCUGCCUGGAGGAGCGUCGCUUCUCAGCCCUUAAAAAAAUCUCUUCCUCCUCUUACCCUUUCCCUGGUUUAAGAGGAUGUCAUCCUGUCAUGGCUGCUGUUGUCCAACCUCGCCCCCUUGCCCCAAAUAAUAUUUUUCCAGGGCAUUUUCACCACGUACUGGGCAAUGACCACUGGUUUUCUUCUUCUCUGCUAAUAGUGCUAACCUACAUUUACAGAAUCCUCCUGUACCUCUCCAUCUCUCGACAGUCUUGACCAGUCAGAUAAAUGUUCAAGACCCGUGAUAGUUCAGUAAAAAAGUCUCUCAGAAGAGGAAGGAAGAUGACGUUUUCUCAGCCACUGAACAAGGUGUCAGACUCUCCAAUGAUGUCAGACUCUCCAAUGACCUUUGGACUAAUGGCGAAUCUCCAGUCACUGACCCUGAAAGAUUCCAAUGAACAUUUUCUAAACGGAAUUUCAUUCGGGACUCCAUUUCCCAUGAUCAGUAACCAGAAGGAGCAGAAGAUGAAGGAGACAGAGACGUCCCUCUUGUACGACCAAUACGAGGAGAAGGUUCGCCCCUGCAUCGAUCUCAUCGAUUCUCUGCGAGCCCUGGGGGUGGAGAAGGACAUGGCGCUGCCCGCCAUCGCCGUGAUCGGAGACCAGAGUUCUGGGAAAAGCUCUGUCCUGGAAGCGCUCUCUGGAGUCUCUCUCCCCAGGGGCAGUGGUAUCGUUACUCGGUGUCCACUGGUCCUGAAAUUGAAGAAGCUGAAGCUGCAGCAGCCAUGGAGAGGGAAAAUUACUUACCGGGCACAGGAAAUUGAACUGCAAAGUUCCUUGGAGGUAGAAAAAGAAAUAAACAAAGCUCAGGACGUUAUUGCUGGAAAAGGAGUGGGCAUUAGCUAUGAGCUAAUUUCACUAGAGAUCAGCUCCCCUAAUGUCCCAGAUCUGACAAUGAUUGACCUUCCGGGGAUCGCCAGAGUGGCUGUGGGUAAUCAGCCCCUAGACAUCGGCAAGAAGAUCAAAUCGCUAAUCAGGGAGUAUAUCCAGAAGCAGGAGACCAUCAUUUUGGUGGUAGUGCCAAGUAACGUGGAUAUAGUGACCACAGAGGCGCUACGCAUGGCACGGGAAGUGGACCCCAGUGGAGAGAGAACUCUGGGAAUCCUGACGAAGCCAGAUCUGGUUGACAGAGGCACUGAGGAGAACAUCGUGAAUCUGAUUCGAAACCUCACCGUCCACCUGAGGAAGGGCUACAUGAUCGUGAAAUGUCGGGGGCAGAAAGACCUUCAAGAGAAACUGAGUCUGACUGCUGCAAUUAAAAAAGAGAAACUUUUCUUCGAAGAGCAUCAACAUUUUAGAGUCCUCCUGGAAGAAAAGAAGGCCACAAUUCCCCUCCUGGCUGAGAGAUUGACUGCCGAACUCAUCGAACACAUUAACAAAUGUUUGCCCAUGUUAAUGAUGCAAAUAAAGGACAGUCACCAAAAAGCCAUUGAAGAACUACGCAAAUGCCACACCAGUAUUCCAGAAGGAGAAGGCGAGAGGAUGUUUUUCCUGGUGGAUAAAAUUAAACUGUUUAAUCAGGACAUCUCCGCCUCGAUACUAGGAGAAGAAACUGUGUAUAAUAAUGAGAAACGGCUAUUUACAAAACUCCGAGUAGAAUUUAGAAACUGGGGACAAAAGCUGAAAACCAGUUCUGAUACCGUCCAAAAGUUCACAAAUGAAGAAGUCUUGAAAUAUGAAAAUCAGUAUCGUGGCCGAGAGCUCCCAGGGUUUAUCAACUACAGUAUGUUUGAGACCAUUGUAAAGCAGUACAUCCAGGAGCUGGAAGAUCCAGCGAUUGAUUUGCUUCAGGUAGUGGCUGAAAUUGUCCAGGAGACUUUUACAACUGUCGCCCAGAGAAAUUUUGAGGAUUUUUUCAAUCUUCACAGAACUGUUAAGAGCAAGAUUGAAGACCUGAAGCAAGAACAAGAGGAAGAAGCAGAGAGAAUGAUCCGACUGCAUUUCAAAAUGGAAAAGAUCAUUUACUGCCAAGAUCAAGAGUACAUCCGCAUUUUGCAACAGAUCAAGGGAGACCCCUCUAAAGAUAAUGGACCCUUCGUACUCACCCAGAAAAAUAACUUCUUUUUCCAUUCGGCCUUAAACACUCCUGAUUCCGCACUGGGUCAACACCUAAACGCCUACUUCAAGGAGGCCAGCAACCGCCUCUCUAACUACAUCCCAAUGAUGGUUCAGUUCUUUGUUCUCCGGAGCUUUGGCGAUCGCUUGCAGGAAGAGAUGAUGAUCCUGAUACAAGACAAGGAGAAGUUGGAUUGGCUGCUUAAGGAGCAGAACGACACGGUCACCAAGAGGCAGUUCCUGAAGGAGCGGAUCAGGCGGCUGACUCUCGCUCGUCGCCAUCUGUCUAAAUUCCCAGGCUAAAGGGGUUAUUAUGAUGGGCAGUAGCUCUGGCCUGUGAUUCUUUCAUCUGCUGCUCUUCGUGGAUGUUGAGAAGUCGUAAAGGUAGCGUUUUCCUCUCACAGUUGGCCGACUCCAUUUUCCGGGCUCUACACUCUAAACUAGUUUGUAGCUAAUGGACAGCCUGGAGUCCUGGGCCAGCCAGAUUGGGUAUCCGAACUGAAAUUUCACUGUUUGCCCCCACUGAGACCUUGGUUCUCCUCCCCUCAGCCUCCAAGGCUAAGGCUAGUCCAUCUGGGCCCUUCCUACAAAUAGACUAUGCGCCUGUCACUGGGCAGGGAUUGUCUCUGUUGCCGAAUUGUACAAUCCAAGCGCUUAGUCCAGUGUUCCGCACAUAGUAAGCGCUCAAUAAAUACUAUGGAAUGAAUGAAGGAGCACUCCAGAGCAUCUCCAAAUCCGCCACCUUGGGGACUCACCUUCUCACAAAGCCCUCUCGAUGGGACUUGUGUGCAUAAUGAGAGUAUUUGUUAAGCCCUUAGUAUGUGCCAAGCACUGUCCUAAGCGCUAGGGAAGUAUAAGAUAAUCAGAUAAUUAUAAUAUUAACAAUAAGUAUAAAAUAAUCGAGCCCCGGUCCCUUUGGGGUUCACGGUCUGAGGGAGGGAGAGCAGAUGUUUUAUCCCCACUUUAUAGAGGAGAAAAUUGAGGCACAGAGAAGUUCAAUGAUUUGUUCAAAGUUCCUAAAGCAAGCAUUGCUAGAGCUGGGACUAAAAUCUGGGUGCCCUGAUUCCCAGUUCCUUGCUGUUUCCGCUAGGCACGGGUACCUCAGGCCCUCGGAGGGGAGGGAGAGAAAACAGGAAUGUGGGGAGCAUGUCUCUUCCACUAGCUCCAUUAUUGCCAACCCAGUGCCACUGUUAACUGUUACCCUCCAUUAGAUCCCAACUGUGUCCCUGCCAUACCCAGUGUCCACCCCUCUGCUUCCCUCAUCCAUCCCCCACCUUGUCACCCCCCUUCUUGUCCUCCUUUCCCGUCACCCCCUUUUCCUGCAGAUCUCUCGUUUCACCCCCAGUUGUCCAAUUGCUUUGUCAAAUUAUAAAAUUCAUGUACUCGA